Gekko japonicus is the source of this 1532-nucleotide messenger RNA. RefSeq names its product fat mass and obesity associated (gene FTO). The record is from RefSeq and is a predicted model, not a curated record. Gene Ontology annotation, biological process: DNA alkylation repair; RNA repair; regulation of multicellular organism growth. Gene Ontology annotation, molecular function: ferrous iron binding; mRNA N6-methyladenosine dioxygenase activity; broad specificity oxidative DNA demethylase activity. The transcript is spliced from 9 exons. NCBI's taxonomy places the organism in Eukaryota, Metazoa, Chordata, Lepidosauria, Squamata, Gekkonidae. The annotation marks the transcript as partial.
AUGGGAAGCGUAGUUCGUUGGAGCCGCUUCGAGGCAGCGGCCUAUCCGGCAACGAACUACAAACCGGCGCUUCCGUGGUUUCUUUUCCUCCCGCCUCUCGUCCGGGGUCCCGCGGUGCAUCUCGGAGCUUUGCCAAACAAGGGGGAAGAAGAUUUCACUGAAUUCCUGAUCCGAGAAUCAGAGAAGCGGAAACUCCUUGAAGAACUUGGAGAGAGCCGUCUUCCGUAUCUGACGCCGAAAGAUGAUGGCUUCCGUGAACUGUGGAAGAGAAAAUAUUCCAAACUUCUCCUCAGAAGUGCCGAGAAGAUACCUAAAGAUAUCCAUGAGGGAGUUCAAGAAGCUUUUUUGACUUUGCGAAAAUUCGGCUGUUUCUUCCAGGACCUUGUAAGGAUCAAAGGCAAAGAUUUUUUUACCCCAGUGUCUCGAAUUUUAAUUGGAAACCCAGGAUGUACUUACAAAUAUUUGAACACGAGGUUAUUUACUGUCCCCUGGACUGUGGAAAGUUAUGAAAUAAAUUAUUCCCAUCCAGAAAUAUCCCAAGCUUGUAAAGCAUUAAUCAAACUUAAUGACUACAUGCACAGAGAAACGACCCGGGCUUUGCAAGAGCAGAAGUUGACUGAGACAAAAGAAACUGAAGACUGCGCUGUCACCGAUAGGCCUCCGGAUUAUGCUCCUUCGAUUACCGCGACGGGAUCCGCUUUACAAGAUCAAAGCCCUCCUCGCGUCCCAAAGAAUGACUGUAGCGAUUUGAAAGAGAAAUCGUCCUACAACCUGACGUUAUUAAAUUAUAUGGAUCCCCAACAAAUGCCAUUCUUGAAAGAGGAGCCUUAUUUUGGAAUGGGAAAGAUGGCCGUGAGCUGGCAUCACGAUGAAAAUCUGGUCGAAAGGUCAACGGUAGCUGUCUACAGUUAUAGCUGUGGAGACUCUGCCGCUGAUGUUCCUGAGGAAGAAACUUCAAAUGGUAGAGACCCAUCCGUCUGGCAUGUUGGCUUGAAAAUAGCGUGGGACAUCGAGACCCCGGGGCUGGCAGUACCCCUUCGCCCAGGAGACUGCUACUUUAUGCUAGAUGACCAGAAUAUGACCCACCAGCACUGUGUACUUGCAGGCCUGUGUCCAAGAUUCAGUUCUACCCAUAGAGUAGCAGAGUGCUCCAAAGGGACGCUGCACUACAUUUUGGGCCAAUGCAACAAAGCGCUCCAGAACCUACAAACCGACACCGAUUUGAAGGGCAGGUCUUUGCAAUCUCUGGAUGUCGCAGUCAUAAAACGAGCGGAGGAAAUUCAUAAUGAGGUUGAAUUUGAGUGGCUGCGGCAAUUCUGGUUCCAGGGUAAACGUUACAGGAAGUGUACCGAGUGGUGGCACAAGCCAAUGGAUUCCCUGGAAGAAUUUUGGAGAAAAAUGGAGCUCAUGACGAGCCUACUGCUCGGCGAAAUCAGGAAAGAACAGAUGGAAGAACAAAAGAAGGAAAGGAUUGACUGCGUCUUGCCCCUUCUUAUCCAACGACACGAACUGCGCAAGGAAUGGCUGGGGAG